Gasterosteus aculeatus aculeatus (three-spined stickleback) is the source of this 3822-nucleotide messenger RNA. RefSeq lists its product as uncharacterized. The record is from RefSeq and is a predicted model, not a curated record. NCBI's taxonomy places the organism in Eukaryota, Metazoa, Chordata, Actinopteri, Perciformes, Gasterosteidae. Gene Ontology annotation, biological process: protein homooligomerization. Gene Ontology annotation, cellular component: membrane.
UAUGCAUUAUAACUGCAAGACAGCCAAUGUAACCACAACAUUGGCUUUGUUGGUCUGAAUUACGAGGUGUUUUUAUCUUCAUGACACCCUAAACAACAUAUUGGUUAUAAUGCACUUAUUGUAAGUCGCUUUGGAUAAAAGCCUCAGCUAAAUGACAUGUAAUGUAAUAUUAGUGCACUGAGUUUUUUUGUUCUGCCACCUGAAGCAACCACAGCGGAGCUUAGCUUACUCUUUUGAAAUUCUUUGCACUCUUCUUUUAAUAAGAAUAAAACAAUAUGCUGCCGAUGAGCAGCUGAGAGGUUUCUGAGCUCAAUAGAGAGCAGUUUACCUUAUAUUGAGAACCAGUUCAGCACCUGUACCUUAUAUCAACAACCAGAUUACCCAUAUUAAAAACCAGUUCAGAACCUGCAGCCUAUAUCCACAACCAGUUCACCACCUGUACCUUAUAUCCACAACCAGUUUACCCUAUAUAUUAAGAACCAGUUCAGCACCUGUACCUCAUAUUCAGAACCAGUUAAGCACCUUCAUCCUAUAUUGAGUUCAGAACAAACACUGCGUCAGAGAAUAAUCAUCAUCUAUGUCAAACCAUCGGCGGAGCUGUUUUCGUUUUUCCCUCACCUUCCUAUUUGCGACAAGUUGUGCUACCAAUAUUGAACAAAAACAGAAGAUUGAAGAGAACCAUAAACCCUGACAUAAAUCUUUUAUGAGUGAAUAAAAUGUUUUAUUUCCAUCCCACCAUCUGGUCCUGAUGACUUAUAUUGCUUGAAUGCGUGUUUUGAUGUAAAGCGGAUGGUUCAUUGGCGGAGCUCGUGAAUCCACCGUGACGUCAUGUGGAAUAACCCGCUUCCCAAACUCGAGCCGUGAGGACUCCCGAGUGGAGAAGACGACCCGGGACAAACAACACGGACUAACACAUCCACGCGUCCACCUCUCAAGAGCCAAGAUGAAGCCGGGGUCAUUGUCCGAGCUGUGUCUGUUGCUCCUUUUGUGUCACACUCAUCUUUCACUGGCCAAAAGAGGAGGCGGCGGCUUCGGGAAGGGCAUCGGCUCCAAGAAGUCCUCCUGGUCCAGCCGAGGCAGCACCAGCGGUAAUGCGGGCAACCGAAAUAAUGCAGGCUCCAGCUCUCAGGGUGGGUAUCCCAAGCAGCCCGCACAGCCCAAUCAGGGAGGCUACCCGCCGCAGUCAGGCAGACCCGGGAAUCCAGGUGGGUACCCCCAGCAGCCGGGGGGAGGCUACCCUAAUCAGUAUCCAGCAAGGGGCUCCCCAUACGGAGGAGGGGGUUAUGGCGGCCAUGGCGGGUACGGUGCUCACGGUGGCUAUGGGGGUUAUGGAGGUGGCUACAUCAACCAAAACCCAAACAACAGAGUCCUGAGCCCUCAGUACGGGGGCAGCUUCGGAUACGGGGGCCACGCCGGUCGCGGCGGCUCUCCCUUUUCCCACUCAGUCCAGUCGAUGGGCAUGCGUCCCUCCGACCGAUCCAGAGGGUUCGGACGCAGCGCGGUGAUGGCAGCCGGCGGAGGGGCCUUGGUAGGGAUGGCCCUGGGCUACGGGCUCGGGAGGUUCCCCCGUCCUCCCUUCAGCUUCCACAACCCCCAGGAGGAGCAUUACUACAACCACUACAUGUACAGGAGAUACGGGGCCAAGUCCACCGACGCCAACGACUACAGCCGAGACUACAGGUACAGCCAAGUCCCUCAGACCUACGACAGCUACAUGGACUCCUGCAUGAAGAGGGCCGACCUUCUGCCAGCGGGGAAUCCCAAGCCAGUCGACACCAACAACAACCCGGCCGCCACUACCACAACUGCAAAUGCCAGCGUCGUCGCCUCAGCUCCGAACAACUCCUUGACCCCCGGACCCGUGACCCCGCGCCCUCCAAAUUGGCCUCCGGACUCGCAGGUUGCCGCCGUUGCCGACGUCGAGGACGAUGACACGGUCAGCAUCGAGGAGAUCGGCUACCCGGCGCUGAUCGAGCAGGUGAAAGCGAGGCGGUGCCUGGAGCUGUACGUGGUCUACGCUGAAAGGUACCUGGUGAGGCCCACCGACGGGGCGCAGCGACCGGAGGCGCUGGGGUUUGUAGCCGUGGUCACCAGUGCCACUCUGAUGCUACUGAACAGCAACAUGCUAAUGCUGCUCCGCUGAGGCCUUCGCUGGCGGGAAAGUGAUGGAGAAUGUGUUUAUUGUACGGGAGGGAGAAAGGGUUCUUUAUUGUCUGUGGGUUUCUACAUUUUCUUAAUAUCUUAGGCGUCCACAUCCUCAUGCCUGCGUGACUGGCGCUUAGUGCUUCAUCUUGGAACCACGUGUUUAAUGAAAAGAGGGGAAACAGUUUAACAAGACAGCCUGUGUUGGAGCCGAUUUUACUGGUGUCUUCCUCUGAGAGACAAAGGGCCGCAUUCACAUUCCGGAAAGAAAGCCGGCCUGUUAACGUGCAUUCAAAGCGAACUAAACGUGCUCUCUAGAGGGAUGGAGCGAUUCAAUUACGACACACCCGCUUCUAAAACCCACAGUGCCACUCCCACUCUGUGUUCAUGAUGUGUGUCCAUCAGAAGAAAAAACAUACUAUUAUUUUUUUUUUAAGACUAAAUAUAAAAUCCGUGGGUACUUAUCUAACACGGAGAGACGCGGACGGUAAUGUGCAUGCUCUUGUACUAACACGAUUACUUUGGCAACGAAACAAAGUGCGCUUUUCCUGCCGUGUUGGCCGUUUGUGUCCCGCUUAGAACUCUGUCGUCUAUUUUCCGGAUACUUUUUUUAUACAAGUGUUUCGUCCCUGUCCGUUGUGUCCGUCCUUCCUCUCCUGUCUCUGCGUGGUUUGUGAUGGAGAUACUUCAUCAGAAUCAUCUCGAUAUCCUCCUGAAUCUCAUCUUGCAUUAUCAACAAUAAUAGUUAAGGUUGUGUGUCAACAUGUGUACAGGAGAUAAGAUUCAACCAAUCGGAUUUCUUCUUUUCUCUUUCACAGAAGCCAAUUGCUUAAAACUAUUUACAGUUUUUAUUUAAAGCAAACAGCUCCAAUGUACAAUGCCUCUACAGACAUAUUUUAAUCGACUACCACACAUUCCAGAGUUCAUAAUGUCUUGUGUGAACAUUGAUCAUUGGUUUUACCUCCAACAUGUCUGAAUAAGGCGUGUGGGAUCAGAAUUACUAUGCCAAUGGUACAUAACCCUCUCUUGACUAUUAUAUCUGAUGUUUGAGGACCAUUAUUACAAGUACAUGUAAGUUGAAUUCUGCUUUGAAGUUCUUUAUAUACUGUUUGGCAGUUUUUUAUCUUGAGCAAUGCAUCAUACUCAAUGAGAUUAUAUAUUAUAUGUUUGUCCUUUAUUCAAAUAGCCUGUUUAGAUUGAACAUUAUGAGACGUUUCUUAACCCACAAAAGAUCUUCGUUCUUCAGUUCAUCAGAAAAAAAGAUCUAAUUGUAAAUCUGGACUGAAGCUGUCAGACACAUGUAGUGGAGUAAAAAGUACAAUAUUCCCCCUGUGCUGCUGUGGAGUAGAAGUAGAAAAGUAGCAGAACAUAGAAUACGUAAGUAAAAGUACCUCAGGUUUGUAAAUGCAUAAAGUUACUUUCCACUUAUAAACCAGGAGGAACACAUUUCAAUCAGGGAGGUGAAAUCCGUUUGACUGGCGAGCGAUCAGAAGCCCCUUCAGAAGAUGUACCUUUAACGCGCCGAUUCAUGUACCCGGUUUACUCCAGAUGUAUCUGAAGAAUGUGCCGCUUUUAAUAAUGCCUUUUGACUGUGAGGGAUCCCAUUUACUGUCCUGCUGAAUACUGAGGGUCGACUCGCACUUUUUUGCAUUUGUCUUGUCAAAUAAAACUUAAACUUUA